CUCCUGCUACCAUAUACUAAACAUCUCAAGAAACAUACAUCCUCGCACGAUGAAGCUCUCGCUCGCUGCCGCCGUGCUCGGCGCCCUCGCCGUCUCUGCGCAGACAUCCACCGAGUGCAACCCCCUCAAGCAGAAAUGUCCCGCCGACCCUGCACUGUCGGGCUCUGCCGACUUUGGGCUCACCAGUGAGAGCCCGCGCUUCCAUGCCACCGGCGGCUCGCCCACGUACGGCAAAGACGGCGCCAGCCUGACCAUCGGCAAGCGGUUCGACGCCCCCAAGCUGACCUCGGACUUCUACAUCAUGUUCGGAUACGUCGAGUGGGAGAUCAAGGCCGCCCCGGGCAAGGGCAUCGUCUCCUCCGCCGUGCUGCUGUCGGACUGCCUGGACGAGAUUGACUGGGAGUUCCUCGGCGGCGACCCCAACCAGGUCCAGAGCAACUUCUUCGGCAAGGGAGAUACCACUACCUACGACCGGGUCCAGUUCCAUCCGGCGCCAAACAACAACAAGGAGUUCCAUAAAUACGCCGUGACUGGACUGCGGACAAGACGACCUUCUACAUCGACGGCCAGAAUGUCCGCGAACUCACCCCGGAUUCCGCCAAGGGACAGUACCCCCAGACCCCCAUGAGAGUCCUUGCUGGCAGCUGGGCCGGCGGUGACCCUUUCCAACAACCAGGGAAAC
Trichophyton rubrum CBS 118892 is the source of this 682-nucleotide messenger RNA. RefSeq lists its product as uncharacterized. Gene Ontology annotation, biological process: carbohydrate metabolic process; fungal-type cell wall organization. The transcript is spliced from 2 exons. Bases 50 to 628 code for a protein of 192 amino acids. Gene Ontology annotation, molecular function: hydrolase activity, hydrolyzing O-glycosyl compounds; glycosyltransferase activity. Gene Ontology annotation, cellular component: fungal-type cell wall. NCBI's taxonomy places the organism in Eukaryota, Fungi, Ascomycota, Eurotiomycetes, Onygenales, Arthrodermataceae. The record is from RefSeq and is a predicted model, not a curated record.